This is a messenger RNA of Chara braunii, 1610 nucleotides long. Lineage: Eukaryota; Viridiplantae; Streptophyta; Charophyceae; Charales; Characeae. The record is from the annotation of a GenBank genome assembly.
UGCGGUCGACGACGAUGGCUGAGUCCUUACUCCUAGGCGGAUGGUGAUCGGGGAAUCAUAGCUGGUGGAAGGGAGGCCGGCUUUGCGGACACAGGCAUCCGUGAUGAAGUUGCCGGUGUCACCAAUGUCGAGAAGGGUCCGAAACUUCAUCGUCGAUGCUCCAAAGGAGACGGCGACGAACUUGAUCUGGAACUGGGCGGUUCCGGCACAAAUGGAGGAGAUCAUGGCGUUGAGGCGGCGCUGCUCGAGGCCUAAUCUAACAAGCCGAGUGUGUCGGUCUUGUUCCUCAACGAGAUCGGAGAAAGUGAUAGUGGAGGGGUUGGGGAGGAGGGUAGUGGAACAUGUGGCCGUGGGGUGCUCAGCCGACGGAAUAGAGGACGUCGUCGGGAGGAGGGCAGGCGGAGUAGAUUGCGACGCCUGGGGGGUGUCCGAUGUGAAAGUCGUCGCUGGGGGAGGGAUUGGCAGACGAAUUGUUGAUGCCAAGACAUGGCUACAAGGGGUGGGGGGACAGUGUUUAAGAGGAGGAGGGCCCAGAGGCCGCGGUGGAGGAGGAGGAAGUGGAUGUGGGAGGGCUGGAUCCGGUGGGGCGGGAAGUCUGGUGGGUGGAGCGGCCGGCCUUGGGGCAAUUGGUUUGUUGAUGCCCCAGCUGGCGGCAACGGAAACAACCGCCGUUGGCCUGGAGGAAGGCGCGUUCAGUGGGGGUGAGCUUUUUGAGACGAGGGGGUUGGGGGGAGGAGGAAAGUUGGGAGGCCAGGCGUUGCCGUUCCAUCCUCAUGAGAUGGACAGCCUGGAAGUCUUCCUCGGUGCGGUUGGGGGCGGCUGGUCGUUGAGAGCGGAGGUGAGGAAGGCGAUCAUGGUGGAGAAGGCGGGUAAGGAGAUCGGUGAGAGGGAGCUCGGGCUCGUCGGCGAGGGCUGCGGCGAGGUGGGGGAAGCAUACCCGCUUGAUGCGGGAGAUGAAGACGUAGUCGGGAAUGAGAGUCGACGGGAUGUGGAGGCGGAGGGAGCGAAUGUAUUGGAUGAAUCGCUCGGUGGGGCCGGUUUGGCGGAGGUUGCAAAAUUGAUCGAUGUAGUCAUCGAUGGUCUUUUGCGGACGGAAGGUGGCGAUGAGAAGGUCGACCCAUUGAAGGAAGGUGAUGCGGGGAAGGCCAUUGGCUCGGCAGUUGUUGGCUUCCUAGGUUGUGAGGAGGGGAGGGAAACGGGAAGGGAAGUGACGGGGGUGGAAGAGGGUGUGGUGGAGGACGGUGGGGUGGUGGUGUUGGAGGACAAGGCCUGGCCGGCUUGGCCGGCGGAGAGGCUUUGGCCAGAUUGGCCGGAGGAGGGGGGUUGGCGAUUUUGGCCGGAAGAAGAUGGUUGGCCGGUUUGGCCGGCGGGGGUGGAUUGGAUGGCUUGGCUGGAGGAGGAGGGGGGUGAUGACGUCGUGACGACGGUGAUGGCGGGUGUGUGGUUUUCGAGGGAGGUGACGCGAUCGGAUAUGGAGGUCAUGGAGGCCUCGAUUUUGCGGAGCGAGGCAGAGAGUGCUUGAAACAUGGAGAGGAGACAUGUGUUCUCCCCGGUGCCUGGCUGGUCGAUAAGUUCGCGGUGGAUAUCCUCGACGGAAUCCACGCGGAGCG